This is a messenger RNA of Labrus bergylta (ballan wrasse), 1149 nucleotides long. RefSeq names its product prolactin releasing hormone 2 receptor (gene prlh2r). The record is from RefSeq and is a predicted model, not a curated record. Gene Ontology annotation, molecular function: neuropeptide Y receptor activity; neuropeptide binding. Gene Ontology annotation, biological process: G protein-coupled receptor signaling pathway. Lineage: Eukaryota; Metazoa; Chordata; Actinopteri; Labriformes; Labridae. Gene Ontology annotation, cellular component: plasma membrane; neuron projection.
AUGGACUUGGAGAUGUCAUCAAACAGCUCCUGGGAGAACUCUUCAUCACCCUUCAUUCCCACCCCUUCCUUCUCCGGCCUGGAUCUCCUGUACGAACUGAAACUCGUCUUCCUACCUCUCUACUCAACCGUGGUCUUGGUCGCCUGCUCCGGUAACCUCCUCCUGCUCUUCCUCAUCUGGCGCAACAAGAAAAGACACAACACCACAAACUUCCUGAUCAGCAACCUGGCACUUGUUGACCUGGUCAUGUGCGUCUUUUGUGUCCCUUUGACAGCGUCAUACGCCUUCGACAGGCGUGGAUGGGUGUUUGGAGGCCGCAUGUGUCAUAUUGUGACUGUCAUGCAGUCUGCGGCGGUCUAUGCAGCCGUCCUGUCCCUCAUGGCCAUUGCAGUGGAUCGGUACGUGGUUGUGGCUUAUCCAAUCCGCAAAAGAGCGGGGUGUCACUUCUGUUUGGGUCUGGUGCUCUUGAUCUGGCUCUCCUCUCUGGCUUUGUCCACACCUACAGCUCUGCACACCGUAUACCUGGACCUGAGGACAGCAGGGUUGCAGAUGGCCGUGUGUGAGGAGUUCUGGGAUGGCGAGGAGCAAGGCCGCAUCAUCUACUCCUGUUUCCUCCUCUUCUUCUCCUACUUUGUCCCACUGGCUGCCGUCUCCAUCUCCUACUGUGCUAUAUCCUUUCAGCUAAAACAGAGGACCGCCUCAGGUUUAACAGCGUGUCCAGAGCUGAGAUCAGCUAGGUCUUUGUGGAGCAGGCGGAAGAGGAAAACCUUCCUCCUGCUGCUGGUCUCCGUCCUCGGUUUCGCCUUCUCCUGGCUCCCCUUACAGGUGGUGAAUCUCAUCCGUGACCUGGACACAGACUUCUCCAUCUUGGGUAAAAAUUACGUGAACAUCAUCCAGGUGUCAAGUCACCUGUUGGCCAUGACCUCUGCCUGCUACAACCCUUUUAUUUAUGCCUCGCUGCAUGAAAAGUGCUUGUCCUGCCUGUGUAAUCACUUCUUGUCCCAGCAGAGAAGCAAAGGAAAGGGCAGGGGUCAAGGGUCAAGCGUUCUGACGAUGUCUCACAGAGUGCAGCGCCUUCACACCUCUACCUUUGUGACAGAUUUGCCAGGUGUUACAAAUAACUUAGGUCCUCAAGAUAACUACGAUUAG